AACUAGCCUCACGGACGGCGUAGACGAGCCGAGCCGGGGCCGCUGCUGGCGAGUGGGUCGGGGAAACUCCCUCAAGAGGCCGGCUCUGCGGUCCGGCGGGGGCUGCUGGGAACCGAGUUGCGGCGCGUGGGGCCCGCAGUUCCCGCGGGUCAGUGAAGGAAGUCGGUGGCGGCCCCGGGAGGGGGGGCGGGCGUCAGUCAGGGCUAACCUUGAACUGUGAUCACUUCCUGAGAAGCUGAGAUUAAGGGGCUGCAAGCUAUCUUACUUCACCCAUAAGCUGUAAGAAAUUAUAGAAAUCAUCUCUUCCUGUUCUGCAUAGCAGGUGACUUAUACACAGCAAAUCAUGGCACUCCCAUUUCGGAAGGACUUAGAGAAGUACAAGGACCUGGAUGAAGAUGAGAUUCUUGGGAACCUGUCAGAAAUGGAACUGAAACAACUGGAAACUGUUCUGGAUGAUCUUGACCCUGAUAAUGCCCUCCUGCCUGCGGGUUUCCGCCAGAAGAACCAGACAUCAAAAUCAGCCACAGGGCCAUUUGAUCGAGAACACCUGCUUUCAUAUCUGGAGAAGGAAGCCCUGGAACAGAAGGACCGGGAAGACUAUGUGCCCUACACAGGAGAAAAGAAAGGGAAAAUAUUUAUCCCCAAACAGAAGCCUGUACAGACUUUGACAGAAGAAAAUGUAUCUCUUGAUCCAGAAUUAGAAGAAGCUUUGACAAGUGCUACUGAUACAGAAUUAUCUGACCUCGCAGCUAUUCUUGGGAUGCACAACCUGAUAACAAACGCACAGUUCUGUAAUGUAGUGGGCAGUAGUAAUGGAGUCGACCAACAUUUUUCAAAUGUGGUAAAAGGGGAAACAAUUGUUCCAGUGUUUGAUGAGCCACCAAAUCCAACCAAUGUUGAAGAGAGCUUAAAGAGAAUUAAAGAAAAUGAUGCUCGUCUUGUUGAAGUUAAUUUGAAUAAUAUAAAGAACAUUCCAAUUCCUACCCUGAAAGAUUUUGCAAAGUCUUUGGAAAACAACACACAUGUGAAGCAAUUCAGUCUUGCAGCCACCCGGAGCAAUGACCCCAUUGCUGUGGCUUUUGCAGAUAUGUUGAAAGUGAACAAAACUUUGAAGAGCUUAAAUAUGGAGUCCAACUUCAUUACUGCAGCCGGAGUUCUAGCACUGAUUGAUGCUUUAAAGGAAAAUGAGACUCUGGCAGAGCUUAAGAUCGACAAUCAGAGGCAGCAGUUGGGAACAGCUGUAGAGUUAGAGAUGGCCAAGAUGCUGGAGGAAAAUACAAAUAUCCUUAAAUUUGGGUAUCAGUUUACACAGCAGGGACCUCGAACCAGGGCGGCUAACGCUAUAACAAAAAACAAUGACUUAGUACGUAAGAGGAGAGUUGAAGGAGACCCACAGUGAGUCCAGCAACAUCUAACGUUGGGAAGCCUACAGAAGAUCACCAAGUGUUGGUGACAUCUGAUAUGAAAGUGUCCUGGGUAUAAGGGAAAAAGACUGGAAACACUUUGUUUAGCUAUAUUCAUUAUUUUCCUUGUGUAAGUUGUUAUCAGUUUCCAAUUGUAAAAUUGGUAGUAGGUGAUAUUUUAUAUUUUAUAUUUGAAGCAUUUCCACUUUCUACUAAUACCAGUUUUUAAUGUAGUCCUGUUGAAUGGUUUAUUAUGAGUCUUGGGGGG
Messenger RNA from Dipodomys spectabilis (banner-tailed kangaroo rat), 1671 nucleotides. It is a transcript of the gene Tmod3, whose product is annotated as tropomodulin 3. Lineage: Eukaryota; Metazoa; Chordata; Mammalia; Rodentia; Heteromyidae. The record is from RefSeq and is a predicted model, not a curated record. Bases 344 to 1399 code for a protein of 351 amino acids. Gene Ontology annotation, molecular function: tropomyosin binding. The transcript is spliced from 11 exons. Gene Ontology annotation, cellular component: striated muscle thin filament; myofibril. Gene Ontology annotation, biological process: muscle contraction; myofibril assembly; pointed-end actin filament capping.